AUGGGAAAAAUUAGGAAGCUCUUGCUAGAAAGGAAAAUUGAGUUAGCUCUAUUUCAAGAAACAAAAAAAGCAAGCCUUUCAAGUGUGGAUGUUAAAAGAGUGUGGCUUAGAGAUAAAAUGGAGUACAUGGUUGUUGAUGCUGAGGGUCAAGCAGGGGGGUUGCUUUGCAUUUGGGAUCCUGAGAUGUUUCAGCUCUCAAAUUGUUGUAGUAAUAGAAGCUUCAUUUUGCUUGCAAGUACUGUCCUCUCCUCUUUUGAAUGUGUUGUUAUCAAUGUGUAUGCUCCUAAUGAUACUGUGGGUGGUGAGUUUAAUGAAAUUAGAAAUUUGGAUGAUAGAGUGGGCUGUUCAAGAAAGGAUAGGGGUAUGAAAGACUUCAAUGAUUUCAUAGAUAGGUAUGAGUUGACUGAGAUACAAAUGAUGGGUAGGAAAUUCACUUGGUGUAAUGCAAUUGAUGGAAACAAAUGGAGUAAAAUUGAUAGAUUCCUGCUUAGUCUUGAGUGGUUAGAAAGAUUCAAGCUCAAACUUUGGGGACUACCUAGACUCAUUUCUGAUCAUUGCCCUCUAGUACUUUUGGAGGAUGAUAGGGACUGGGGACCCAAACCCUUUAAGUUCACAAAUGCGUGGUUGUUACAUCCUAAUUUUGCAUCCUUUCUGGUGAAAGUUUGGCAAGAGACACAAAUAAAUGGCAGAGCAUGUUUCAUAUUGCAUAGGAAAUUACAUGCAUUGAAGUUAGCAUUAAAGAAUUAG
Molecule: messenger RNA, 747 nt
Organism: Camellia sinensis
Lineage: Eukaryota; Viridiplantae; Streptophyta; Magnoliopsida; Ericales; Theaceae
Source: RefSeq, a predicted model, not a curated record